CACACACACACACACACACACACACACACACACUUGUAUAACCGUUUCGAUAACACUCGGCCGUGGAGAGCCGCUUUGAGCCAAGCACCAGCUUCAUUCACCCGCAGCAGCGUCGUAGUGAUUUGCUCUUGCCUCAAACACGAGAUAGGUAGCCGUAGGUUUCCUACGUGAAAGCUGUGUUAUCUUUAUGUAAAAAGAGUAUUUUUAAAAGACUGACAGCACGAGAGACCAGUAGCAGCGCGGAGUGGCAGUCACCGUAACCGCCCUCCUCGGGGUGGGCAGCCUCUAUUGGUUAAGAGCGUUGUGAGUCAGAGAUUACAGGCUCUCUGGACCAAUGGGCGAAGAGCUGGAGGAGGUGUGGCUCGAAUUGAGGUCACUUCCUUCGCUGGAGAUCUAGGGCAGACUGUCGCUGUAUCUAGAAACCUGAACCGGGGAGAACAGUGUGUCAGACUAGCCCAGGACUGUCGCUAUCCAUACGCUUUCUCUAGUCUCUAUUUCUUCCAAGGCUUAUAUUUACAGAGACAGCGGGAUCAGUAGAAGAUUUUCCUUUUGUAAGAUCAAUCCACGUCCUCUUCUGUUCUCUCCGGUGACACCCUUAUGGAAAUGGAGUGAUUGUGUUAUAUCACAAAACCAAUUACAACUAACCUGGAACAAGCCAAGACAACUCUCGUCCAGAUGUCGGAAGAUUCAGACUCCAAGCCCUAUCGCUUCUCUGUGCUGGAGGACCAGGAUGGAGCUUCAUGCAGCUCCAUGCCCAUGGGGGCCUCAGGGUGCAGCGCCAUGGCACAGCUGCACUGGAUGGGUGGCUACAAGCCAGGUGGUCCUGACUUAGGCCUCCCCUUGUCGGGCAGCGACAGCAGCGGUCAGGACCCUCGCGCCUCACCCCACAAGCAUCGCAAGAACACCCGCUCCCGAUCGCCCCCCGAGGAGGACGUGAAGAUGAAGAGCAACGGGUCAUGCGGCAGUGGAACGGAAUCACACGGCAAUGAAAGCCACAGCAAUGCGAGUCAUGGCAACGAGAGCCUUGGCCACUCGUCAAUGGGCAUCUCCAAUAGCAACAGUAAAGACUCUGCAUUGCUGGAAUCUUCUGAAAGCAACAAGAGCUCAAACUCUCACAGUUCGUCCCCUCCAAGCAGCUCAACCGCCUUCAGUCUGCUGAGCUCAGAGCAGGACAACCCUUCAACCAGUGGAUGCAGUAGUCAGGAGUCUGCCAAGGCCAAGACUCAGAAGGAGAUGAUUAAAACUCUCAAAGAGCUGAAGCUUCACCUGCCCGCUGAGAAGAGACACAGUAGCAAGUCCUCCACAUUGAACACCCUCAAGAACGCACUGCGCUGUGUCAAACAAGUGAAAGCCAAUGAGGAGUAUUACCAGCUGCUGAUGACCAAUGACAGUCAACCUUCAGGCCUGGAUGUAUCCUCUUAUACGAUAGAGGAGAUUGACAGCAUUACUUCAGAAUACACUCUUAAAAACAAUGACAUUUUUGCAGUAGCAGUGUCUCUCACCACAGGGAGGAUAGUCUACAUUUCUGAUCAGGCUGCCUCCAUCCUCAACUGCAAAAGAGAAGUGUUCAAGAACAGCAAGUUUGUGGAGUUCCUGACGCCGCAGGAUGUUAGUGUGUUCUACAGCUUCACAACACCGUACCGCCUGCCCUCCUGGAGCAUGUGCACUGGAGCAGAUUCAUCGCCGCCUGACUGCUCCUUCUUCUCUCGUAUCAGUGGUGGUAAGAGGUGCAAGGACGUUCUGCAGUACUAUCCGUUCCGCAUGACGCCCUACCGGAUGAAGGUCCAAGACACCGUGCAUGCUGAAGACCAGUUCUGCUGCCUCCUGCUGGCUGAGAGAGUUCACUCUGGUUACGAUGUACCCAGAAUUCCAACAGACAAGCGCAUCUUCACCACCACACACACCCCAAGCUGCGUAUUUCAGGAUGUGGAUGAGAGGGCGGUUCCUCUCCUCGGGUACCUCCCCCAGGAUCUGAUUGGCACACAAAUCCUCCUCCACCUGCAUCCCAAUGACCGACCCAUUAUGUUGGCCAUUCACAGAAAGAUUCUUCAAUUUGCAGGACAACCAUUCGACCACUCCUCCAUCCGGUUCUGUGCGCGAAAUGGAGAAUACAUCACUCUUGACACCAGCUGGUCCAGUUUUGUCAACCCCUGGAGCCGUAAAGUGUCCUUUAUUAUCGGAAGACACAAAGUGCGCAUGGGCCCCGUGAAUGAAGAUGUUUUCUUGGCCCCGGUCUCCACUGUCCGUGAGAUGAAGACCAUGGACUCUGACAUCCAGGAGAUGACUGAGCAGAUCCAUCGGCUCCUGCUACAGCCGGUCCAUAACCGUGGCUCCAGUGGCUACAGUAGUCUGAACAGAAAUGACCACCUUGUCAGCAGCAGCAGGAACAAGAUCCAACAAGAGGAGGAGGAAGUGAGCGACAAAGCCAGACCGCGGACCUUUCAGCAAAUCUGUAAAGGAAUACAUCUUCAGAAGAGCCUUGAGCAUCAGACAACCAAAGCAGACAUCAAGAAGAGCAAUGGCAAGUCUGUACAGAAGAGCUCAGCGGUGGAGCGGCCCAAAGACUCAACUCUCCACAACUGGAAAGAUACCGGAGCCAAUAUGGAGGAGAGCAGGUUCUCCUCCCAGGAGGAGGCGGCCUUCAAAGAUCAGACCGUCUACUCCUACCAGCAGAUCAGCUGUCUGGACAGUGUUGUCAGGUACUUGGAGAGCUGUAAUGUUCCCAUCACCAUGAAGAGGAAGUGCCAGUCUUCCUCUAACACCACGUCCUCUAACUCGGACGAGGACAGACAGAAAGGACCUAACAGCAUGCAGGUGUCUCAAGAGAUCAUAGGGGAUGUCCAAGGAACAGGAGAGACUGUAGAAUCCAGCCAGAGCCUCAGGGCUCCUCUCUCUGUUGUUUUACCUCCCAGUCAGGAGAGGGAAUCCUAUAAGAAACUCGGGUUGACCAAGCAGGUUUUGGCAGCCCAUACGCAGAAGGAGGAGCAGACCUUUCUGUAUCGCUUCAACGAGCAUCGUUGCUCUCAGUACCUGGAGCGUCAGAGAGAACAGAUCGCCAGCUAUGCUGUACCCGCUGCUCAACCCUCAAAGCAAGACGGACCGAGUGCAGAGCCCACCGCACGGCGAGGCACACGGAAUAAGAAGACCAAGUCAAAGCGAGUGAAGCAGAUGGAGUCCUCAGAAAGCACAGUGUCCCGUCACAGACAGCAACAUCUGCGGCCUCCUUUUCUAAACCCCGGCCUUAACCUGACCUCUUGGUUUAGCUCCGACACCUCACAGUCAACCUUUCCCAUGGCUUACCCCUCUGUGAUGCCAGGCUACCCCCUCCCAGUUCACCCCAGAGCCAGUUCCAUAGCUCCCCGCACAGACGCCACUUUACAAGGCUUUGUGGACAAUCAGGGCACCCAGCCCCCUCCCUGCCCCCCACCCAUCCAUCCAGCUCCCUACACCGCUUCCAUGGUCACCCCCAUUGUGGCUCUAAUGCUUCCCAUGCCCUACCCUCGAUUGGCCCCUGCACUGCCACCUCCACAGCCAGUGUACCACGCAGCCACUGGUGGCUUCCCCACCCAGCCUUUUGGUCAAGCUGCCUUUCCAGUUCCGGGCCCCUUCACAGCUCCACCUUCCUUCAAUGUUCAGAACCAGUUCAACUCCCAAAACCACUUCGCUCUUCAAGCGGAUUACAUGACCCCGUCGUUCUACUUCCCUCCAGUCUCGGAAACCUCAAAGGCUCCCGUGGUGGAGAGCCAGUCUCGCUCCUCUACGCCGCAGUCUGGAGGAGUUGGAGGCCCCGCGUCCCCACCCCUGUUCCAGUCCCGCUGCAGCUCACCCCUAAACCUGCUGGAGCUGGAGCUCUCUGUCGACCGGCAGGACAGCACAGUGCUCUCCUCUGGAGGACAAGGAAAUAAUACGGCUGAAAGGGAGAAAGGAGCCAGUGGAAACCAGGGCAAGGAGAGAGAGCUGAAGCAGCUGUCUCUCAGUCUCCUUCGUCCACCUGGAACCUUGUAUUGCAAGGGCUCGCCCCGUGUCUGUGACCGUUUUUCUUGGGAUAAAGUGUGCUCGAGGCUGAGGGCUUGCAGCAAAGAGGCAAGUUCACGUGGCAAUGGGAACUACAGUGACGUCAACUCUUUGUCCAACGACAUGCUGGACAUUAUUCUCCACGAGGACUCCUACUCAGGCACCGGCUCAGCCACCUCGGGGUCCAUGGGCUCAGGGUCCAACGGCUGUGGCACUUCAGCCAGCAGGACGUCCAACAGCGGGACGUCCAACAGCGGGACGUCCAACAGCGGGACGUCCAACAGCAGGACGUCAGCCAGUGGGAAGUCUGGCAGUGGAACAGGAAGCAAUAACAGCAGUAGCUACUUUGGCAGCGUGGACUCGUCCCAGACCAGCCAGAAGGUCAAAGGUCACUUAAGCAGCAGCAGCAGCGAGGCAAGGCCCGUGGAGAUGGACCAGAGCGAAUACUUCAUCAACUGCAGUGACAUCCAGAGAGUACUCCAAGACGACCGAGAGAAGCUGAGACUGCUGCAGAAGAGCCAGCCAAGUUUUUCAGAGGAGCAGAAGAAGGAGCUGAUGGAGGUGCAUACCUGGAUUAGGAGGGGAGCUCUGCCCAAGGCGAUAGACAUCAAGGCGUGCUCCUGCUAUGACGGCACAUCAGAAGCAGCAGCCGCAACGGCGGCGGAGGAUCAGGCAGACCUGGACAUCGGUGAAACCGAGACGGGGGAGGACUGCUGCCAGCGGAGGCCCAGAGAGGAACCCUCAAAUACUCUCUCUCGGAGACAACCAGUCAGACAAUAAACUGCCUGAGAUUUUCAAAGUGACAUUCAUCACCCAUCAGCCUCUUUUUCUGCAUGACUGUGAAGAGGGACCUUACGUGAAGAAUCAAAGCGGGUCUUUGCUCUUUAAACAACAUUCUUCAUUACAGUCUCUGCCUUGCUUUUCAGAAGUUACAGAAAAACUGUUGCAAACAGUCAAGACUUUUGUAAAAUGUGAAUAUAGGAGUGCUGGACUCUGUGACUGCAUAUGUUCAUUCACUCGUUUUGUGUAGCACUUAACAAAGCGCAGCAUAUGCACUGAUAAUAAUAGGUGAAACACAAUAUGUGCCCAUACACAAGGCAGUGCAGUAGAGGUCAAACAUACACCAACCGACCGGAGGCUGCUUCAUUCACAUGGCAGGAAGAGGCUCUCUGGUGUUCUUCCUGCUGCGGUGAAUGAACAAAUUCAGCAUUUUGUGUCAUGAUUUCUUCAGUUACAACAACCUCACGCUGAGUCAGCAUGUGAGAACAGGUGCAGUUAAGUUUCAGUCACUCCUGUCUUGUCAUGCAUAGCCAUCAAGCACCAAAUAAAUGCGCACGUGCACUUUGUGGGCUGCACUGAAAGGAGAGGAAAGAGGUGUUGCAUUAAGUCACUAUAGAAAAUGAAAGUGCAAAAUAAAAACGUGUUCCCGUUUGCAGCAGUGAAGAUGCAUGGACUCACCCGCGAUGUCUGAAGCUUUUCACCACCUCCACCCCCACUGGAAAACCUACUCAGAUUUUUCACUUAAGUAAAAGCAAUGCAAAAAGUACAAUAUUAUAUAUUGUAAGAAGUAUGAUGUAGCAUAAAAUGGAAAAGUACAUAUGUUACUGAUCCCCAGGAUCCCCACGAUGUAGCUGGUGAAAAGAUAUUUGAGACGGAGAAAGGACAAUCCAAUAGUAAAGUUACAUUUACUCACCAACCCGCCAUGUUAUAUUGUUUAUGAGAAUGUAUCAUUCGAACCGUCUGUUUCACAUGUUACAUUAUGCAGCUUUAAGUUUUCACUGCAUAUUUCCAUUCAGCAUUUGUGUCAGUAUCAGCUGUGAAACUUGCCUUUUCGUUUAAAAAAUGUAAUGUAUUUCAAUGCUGGUGUGAAUGUUUGUAACAGUCUUUGACUCUGAGCAUAUAUGUUUGUUCAUACACUUAUUGUUUCUGUAUAAAGAGAUUUGUAUGUUUUAAGUUAUUUAUCUUUAAAAAAAAAAACAAGCAAAAUGAGUCGUGAAAUCGACAUUAGGACAAAUCCCACCAUGGACUGGAAAAUACUUGUAUGUUUAUGGUGGGUGAUAAAUAUAAAUUGAGGAGAAUAUUGUUUUCCCAGUUUUAAAAGUGUGUCACAUAACACUUGAAAUGGUCUGAAGUUGGCCCUCAUAAAUAUGGAAAAGAGCCUCCUGAGCAUCCUGUGGAAGUGUCUGAAGCUCAUUACCGUUUUGUGUGGUCACCUCAGAAGUGGAAGUUUAGGGUUAUUGCACGGGUAUAAAGCAGCUCAGACAGAUGUCAAGUGACUGUGUAGAGCCUUCCUUCACUUUGAAGCUCGCGUGCUGUCAUUUGAGACGAAGCUGUGCUCUUCUUGAACAUUUUCCGGAAUCUGUCAUGUGUCGUUCUGUUAUUUGAACUAUUGGACACUGACAACAAUGCACCUUUUUACUUAACUGUUCUUAUUUUUAAUGGCGAAUAAUCUGAUGUUUGUCUAAAUAAAAUGUUGCCAAAUUUACAGUGA
Cottoperca gobio is the source of this 6505-nucleotide messenger RNA. It is a transcript of the gene per2, whose product is annotated as period circadian clock 2. Gene Ontology annotation, biological process: entrainment of circadian clock by photoperiod; negative regulation of transcription by RNA polymerase II; circadian regulation of gene expression. The record is from RefSeq and is a predicted model, not a curated record. Gene Ontology annotation, cellular component: nucleus; cytoplasm. Lineage: Eukaryota; Metazoa; Chordata; Actinopteri; Perciformes; Bovichtidae. Gene Ontology annotation, molecular function: transcription corepressor binding; transcription cis-regulatory region binding.